This is a messenger RNA of Anisakis simplex (herring worm), 303 nucleotides long. Lineage: Eukaryota; Metazoa; Nematoda; Chromadorea; Rhabditida; Anisakidae. The record is from the annotation of a GenBank genome assembly.
AUGGCAGAUGAUUAUUUAGUGGCUACGAACAUUUUGGGUGAAGAAUCAUCUGAUUGGAAAAAACUUUGCCAAAAUCGUAAGGUGAUCGCGGAAUUUAAAAGACAACUUGACGAGCACGCUGCUAAAAAUAAACUUCUGAAAGUGGAAAUGCCGGGAAAGAUUCAUUUGUGUGAUGAGGUGUGGACAUCCGAAAGUGGUUUGCUGACUGAAGCGCUGAAAUUGAAACGUAGACCACUUCAGGAGAAAUAUGAAGAUAUCAUCAGUGACUUGUAUCAAAACCAUCGUUCUGGAGAUCAUAAAUAG